AUGGACAGAGAACAAGAAGAGAUGCAAUUCCUAGGACUCUUUGGCAUCUACAGAGAGUCCUACAAGAUCAUCAUCUCAUGGAGAAAGAUCUUCAGCCAAAUCACCCUAGCUCUAAUCCUCCCACUCACCUUCAUCUUCCUAGCCCAAAUCGAAGUCUCCAACUUCCUCAUCUCCAAGAUCGUCCGCACCGAAAUCCAGCUAGACGAAACCCCGAUAGGCACCAAGAAAUACAACAAACUCUCCGACCUUAUUUCCUCCGAAUGGACAACCUUCUUGCUAUUCAAAUUCAUCUACUUCACCUUCCUCCUAGUCUUCUCUCUCCUCUCCACCGCUGCGGUGGUCUACACCAUCGCAUGCGUCUACACCGCACGUGAUAUCACUUUCAAGAAAAUCAUGAGCGUCGUCCCAAAAGUCUGGAAAAGACUCAUGAUCACUUUCUUGUGCGCCUUCCUCGCUUUCUUCGCAUACCAUGUUCUCGCUUUCCUAACCAUAGUUUUAUGGUUUUUCACUGUAGGCUUUACGAAACUUGGUUGGUUUGUUUUUUUCGUUUUGUGGAUCAUCUACGUUAUUGGGUCUUUGUACCUCACCAUUGUUUGGCAACUCGCUAGCGUUGUGUCGGUGUUGGAGGAUUAUAAAGGGCUUAGAGCCAUGCUUAAGAGCAAGGACUUGAUAAAGGGAAAGAUGUGGAUCGCCAUAGUCGUCUUCUUCAAGUUGAAUUUUAGUCUGGUUUUGAUACAAAUUUUAUUUCAAAAAGUUGUUGUUUAUGGAGAGCUGGGUGGGUUCAGUAGGGUCGUGUUUGGGAUACUGUGUUUUUUGCUGCUUUUUAAGCUGUUUUUGUUCGGACUUGUUAUUCAAACGGUGAUCUACUUCGUCUGUAAAUCAUACCACCAUGAAAAUAUCGACAAGUCAAGCCUUUCGGAUCAUCUCGAAGUUUAUUUAGGCGAUUAUGUUCCUUUGAAGACCAAGGAUGUUCAGCUAGAGCAAUUGGAUGUUUAG
This is a messenger RNA of Camellia sinensis, 996 nucleotides long. RefSeq lists its product as uncharacterized. NCBI's taxonomy places the organism in Eukaryota, Viridiplantae, Streptophyta, Magnoliopsida, Ericales, Theaceae. The record is from RefSeq and is a predicted model, not a curated record.